Messenger RNA from Aricia agestis (brown argus), 2763 nucleotides. It is a transcript of the gene spel1, whose product is annotated as DNA mismatch repair protein Msh2-like. Gene Ontology annotation, biological process: mitotic recombination; mismatch repair. The record is from RefSeq and is a predicted model, not a curated record. Gene Ontology annotation, cellular component: nucleus; MutSalpha complex. NCBI's taxonomy places the organism in Eukaryota, Metazoa, Arthropoda, Insecta, Lepidoptera, Lycaenidae. Gene Ontology annotation, molecular function: mismatched DNA binding; ATP-dependent DNA damage sensor activity; ATP binding.
CAGAAACCUCCCACAACUGUCCGGAUAUUCGACCGCAAUGACUACUACAGCGUUCACGGCGCGGACGCCGUUACAGCUUCGAGAGAGGUGUUCUCUUCCAUUGCCAACAUCAAGCAGAUGGGCAUCGACCCUAACAGACUGGAUUACCUCGUACUUUCGAAAGGGAACUUCGAGAUUCUCAUACGAAAACUACUGUUGGUAAGAAGGUACAGGGUUGAGAUAUACGUAUCAGAAGGAUCUAAGAAUUCAGAUUGGGCCCUAAAGUAUAAAGGAUCGCCAGGUUUUCUGUCGCAACUGGAAGAAAUACUGGGCGAUGGUCUGGGAGCGUCGAACGACAAUACUCCGUGUCUGAUGGCUGUAAAUAUCAAAACCGAUGCUGUUAGUAAGACUCGUCUACUAGGAGUGGCGUGUUUAACAUUAGGCAGCUACCAAAUGUCGGUAUCGGAGUUUACCGACGACGAUUUGCUGACCGAGCUCGAAACUAUCACCGUGCAACUCGCGCCCUCCGAGUGUUUAGUUGUACAGACUGAUACUGAUGACCACAAGGCAUUGAACAAAGUGAUGGAGAGGACCAACGUCACAGUGACCAAGUUGAAGAAGAGUGAGUUCUCCACUGACGGUCUGACACAAGACUUGAACAGGCUGCUCCAGUUUAAAAAAGGCCAGCAGGAAGAUGCCAAUGCGUUUGUGGAGACGAGGAAAGAGCUUGCCAUGACAAGUCUAGCGGCUGCCAUCCGGUAUACCUCGCUGCUCUCAGAUGCUACUAAUUUUGGAAGGUUUCACAUAUCCUCCAUACAAACGGACUGCUUCCUACACAUGGACGCUGCAGUCCUCUCCGCUCUAAACGUGUUCCCUGAGCUAGGUGACACUAACAAUGCGCCCUCCAGAAGUCUGUAUGGACUGCUGGACAGAUGCAGGACUCAGCAGGGCAAGAGACUCCUCGCCCAAUGGCUCCGUCAGCCGCUCCGCGACAUAAACCUGAUCAACGAGCGGCAGGACAUUGUGCAGGUGUUCACCACCAACUCGGCGCUGCGGCUGCAGCUGCACGACGAGCUGCGCCGCCAGCCGGACCUGCAGGCGCUGGCCAGGCGACUCACGCGCAAGAAGGCCAACUUGCACGACUGCUACAGGAUAUACCAGGUGCUGACACGUGUAGACAUCGUGCAGGUGUUCACCACCAACUGGGCGCUGCGGCUGCAGCUGCACGACGAGCUGCGCCGCCAGCCGGAUCUGCAGGUGCUGGCCAGGCGACUCACGCGCAAGAGGGCCAACCUGCAUGACUGCUACAGGAUAUACCAGGCAAUCAACAGACUGCCGUCGCUAUUACAAUGUCUGGCGGAGUCCAACAACGCGACAGUACAUUCCGCCAUAGCCGAGCCGAUAUCUGAGUUGAAUGACGAUCUGGAUAAGUUCCAGCAAAUGAUAGAAACUACAGUUGAUAUGGAUGCUAUUGAUAGAGGUGACUUCCUAGUGAAACCAUCAUUCGACGACCAGCUACAAAGCCUUCAUGAAGAACUGGAGAAACUCCAAGCGUCAGCCGAUAAGGAAUUGAACCGCGCCGCUAGGGACUUAGGUCUAGAUGCUGGAAAAACUAUAAAGAUGGAGUCCAAUCCGCAGAUUGGGUUUUAUUUAAGAGUGACUUUGAAAGAAGAGCAAUCCCUUCGUGGUAACAAAAAAUACAAAAUAAUAGACGCAGUGAAAGGUGGAGUGAGGUUCAAGACAGACUCGUUAGAUAGAAUCACGGAAGACCACACGGAAACUAAGAAACUGUACGAAAAGGAACAAGACAAGGUUGUUGCGGAAAUUAUAGGGAUAGCCGCCGGCUACUCGGAAUGUCUUUUCUCUCUAUCGCACGUAAUAUCUCGUCUGGACGUGCUAGUGGCGUUCUCUGUGGCGGCUUGUGCGGCGCCGCAUCCGUACUGCAGACCGAUCAUCACUGAAGAUGCACAGGAAUUGGUCCUAAAGGAACUCCGACAUCCGUGCCUAGAGGUGCAAGACGGGAUCUCGUAUAUACCCAACGACGUUGUUUUUGAAAGAGAUUCGUGUAUAAUGCACGUCGUGACGGGAGCGAACAUGGGCGGCAAGUCGACGUGGAUGCGGUCUUGCGGUGUAGCCGUGCUAAUGGCGUGUGCGGGUGCGCCCGUAGCUGCGGCGAGCGCGCGCGUGCCGGCGCUGCGGGCUGUGUGCGCGCGCGUCGGCGCCAGCGACGCCGAGCAGCGCGGCCACAGCACCUUCAUGAUCGAGAUGAUCGACACCGCCAACAUACUGCGGACCGCAACAUCAGAUUCGCUCGUACUAAUCGACGAACUCGGUAGAGGAACUUCCACCUACGAGGGCUGCGGCAUAGCAUGGGCCAUAGCUGAGAAACUCGCAACGGAGACGAAGUGCUUCUGUCUAUUCGCCACUCACUACCACGAGCUAACCCGGCUCUCCUCAAUCCCGGGGGUUGUCAACUCGCACGCCGAAGCACAAGUGGUCGACGGCAACCUGCUGCUGCUGCACAGAAUACAACCCGGCCCGGCCGCAAAGUCUCUCGGACUACAUGUAGCCAAACUCGCUGAUCUGCCUGAGUCUAUUAUUAAGUAUGCUGAAGCAAAACAGGCGCAACUUGAAACUAAUAUGUUUGAACUAGAAUCGACUAUGAAGAACAACGAAACGGCAGAGGGUCAAAAAAUUAUAGUAGAGUUCCUAAAAAAAUGUAAACUUGCACAAGAAACCCACACGUCCGACGAGGCAAUGAUGAAAGAAAUAAAUAAACUUAAA